AUGCCCAAGAGAACGUUCUUCGACAUGUCCAUAGGAGGGGAGGACGCCGGGCGGAUCGUGUUCGAGCUCUGGAGCGAGGAUUGUCCCAAGACCUGUGAGAACUUUCGAGCUCUAUGCACAGGCGAGAAGGGGCAGGCCAGCAGCAAGGACGUGGCGCUGCACUACAAGGGCAGCACCUUCCACCGCAUCAUCCCAAACUUCAUGUGCCAGGGAGGAGAUUUCACCAAGGGGGAUGGGACGGGAGGGGAAUCGAUCUACGGCGAGAAGUUCGAGGAUGAGAACUUCAUGCACAAGCAUAACAUGCCAGGUCUUCUCUCCAUGGCCAACGCUGGGCCAGGCACCAACGGCAGUCAAUUCUUCAUCACCACGGUUGAGACGCCUCACCUCGACGGCAAGCAUGUUGUUUUUGGUAAAGUGAUGAAGGGGAUGAAUAUCGUGCGAAGAAUGGAGGCAGUGGAGACUGAGGGAGAUCGUCCUAUCAAGGAAGUGAAGGUGAGAAGAGAAAGUUCAGCGCUCGUUGCCUGA
Messenger RNA from Guillardia theta CCMP2712, 525 nucleotides. RefSeq lists its product as hypothetical. NCBI's taxonomy places the organism in Eukaryota, Cryptophyceae, Pyrenomonadales, Geminigeraceae. The transcript has 7 exons. Gene Ontology annotation, biological process: protein peptidyl-prolyl isomerization; protein folding. The coding region runs from base 1 to 525 and encodes 174 amino acids. The record is from RefSeq and is a predicted model, not a curated record. Gene Ontology annotation, molecular function: peptidyl-prolyl cis-trans isomerase activity.